Messenger RNA from Priceomyces carsonii, 2280 nucleotides. It is a transcript of the gene FGR29, whose product is annotated as Fgr29p. The coding region runs from base 1 to 2280 and encodes 759 amino acids. The transcript has a single exon. Lineage: Eukaryota; Fungi; Ascomycota; Pichiomycetes; Serinales; Debaryomycetaceae. The record is from RefSeq and is a predicted model, not a curated record.
AUGCGUGCGAGAGACUUGAGUGGGAUGCAAGAUAACCCAUUGCUAAAGAGAAAGUAUAAGGAUUUAGAAUUUAAGUACUUAUAUUUUAAGUUACAGCAACUAAUUAAUACUAAAGUUAGCUUAAGCUUAAAAUAUGAGCAAUUAAAGACACCUGAGAUCCAUUCAACGUUAAUCAAACCCAUUACACUAAGGAUCGUUGAUAUGGCAGAUUCGUGCUUAUUGCAAAAGAAAGUAGGAAAUGGGAGCGACAGUCACUUCAUGGUGGAGCAGACACCAAGGUUUGAGCCUCAGUUAGAACCUUGUGAUCUGAAGUUAUCAAUUAAUUUAAUUUUUAUAUUAUUAUUGCUAAGAUACGAGUACUUGAUUCAGUCGGAGAAUAACUUGAUUCGGUAUGAGCUACUUAUAACGAAGGCUAAUGUUUGUGAAUUAUUGUCUAUAAGAAUGCUUCGUGAGUAUAAAUCAACGAGUAGAAUAGCCUUAUUAUUUGUUGAACCGAUGUCUACUCAUGACAAAUCGUUUAAUACGCUUGAAUUAAGCGUAUUGACCAAGUCCAAAAAAUUCCUAUCACAACCAAUUAUAAUCCAAACUUUAGAUAAGUUUUACAAUGGAGAGCUUUUAAUGAAAAAAUCUAGAGGGAGCUACUUUGAUUCAGAGGAAAGUACUCUUCUAGACACGAAUGUUGUUAACUACCACUUUAAUAGAGUUUCCAUCAAUAAGGUGUAUACAAGAUCAACUAUUGUACCCAAAUAUCAAUCAUUAGUCAUAAACAUGAAAUUAAUUUUCUUCAUCUUACUUUACUGUGUUAUGAUCUUGAAUUAUAAACAUGAAUUCAAUGAUGGAGUUACAAUGAAAUUUGUUGAAGUUUUAUUCUGGUUAUUUGGACUAACUUUUAAUUUUGAAUUUUUAGUAAGAGUGCUUAAUAUAGAAAUGAAGUACUUGAAAAAAAUCAUAUGGCAUUACGUGGAUUUCGUUCUAAUAAUCCUUAUAGAUGCCUCGUUUAUAUUAAAAUCAACGGCGUUGUACUAUGAUGUUUUCAGUAUCAUAUCAAUUGUUUUAUUGCCAAGGAUAUUGUCAAUCUUCAAUAACUAUGAAUUUUUUAAUAUGAUAAUCCUUAGUGUGAGAAAAAUGCUGUGGAAAUUAUUUGGGUUAUUCUGUCUUUUCCUUUCCCUAAUUAGUGGUUUUUAUUUGAGUUUCAUUUCUUUAACACUCCGCUUGACAAGUUAUGAAGUUGCGUUCAGUAUGCUCAAAGUAUUUUUUGGAUUCACUCCUGCUGUAUGGGAUAAUUGGGAUAAUUAUGGAAACUUGGGAAGGCUGGUUCAAAUGGGAUAUUUGUUUUUGAUUCAAUUUAUCAUAGGAACAAUUCUAGCAAUUGUUUUGAGCGAAGUCUUUUCCAAGAUCAACAUUUCUAACAAGGAGGAGUUCAAUUAUACUAAGACUAUUAAUUUAAUUAUUUACUUCAAAGUUUCCAAGUUGAAUUACGAGCAUUCAUUUUAUGGAACACCAAUUUUGAACAAGGUUUCAAACGUAUUCAAGUUUCCAAUUAUAUUAAUCAUAUACUUUUACGAAAAAAUUGUGUCCCAAGUUUAUUCCAGAAAAAUUAAUAACGUUCAAGACUUGAAGUUUUUCACUUUCUUGAGCAAGGACGACGACUACUAUAAUGAUAAUGACAUGAUAAAUAUUGAUGAUGAUUCGGAUGCAAGUGUUAUUCUUAAGUCUAGAAAGAAUUCUCUCUUUCAAAGAAUAUCUAGUAUUUCAGAGAAUCCGAAAAGCAAUCGAAAUAACAAUGAUUUAGCACCGAUUCAGUCUAUAAGCACUUUAGGUAACAUUAAAAGUGCUUCUACUGAUUCUCUCUUUAUUGAUGAGCUUUUGAGCAAAAAGUAUGGAAAUAACUUACAACAAAAAAGCAAAGCCGAUCACCACACGGCAGGUUUUGAAAGUCGCAGACUCAACUCUAGGUAUCUCAAGAAAAGCAUCUCAUCGUUGAAUAUAAAUAAGCCCAAUAAGAAGGUAGCUAUUACGAAUUGGCAGUUUACAAAAAGGCUCGGCCAUUUGGAAGAGCUAAUGGAACAAUUACUUGUGGCACAAACUACGCUGGAAGCCCUAAGGCGACCUUCAGUAAAUUCAGAAUAUCAAAGUGGAUCAGUAGUGGGAAAUGGAGAUAUUUACAACAUUGCAGAAGCUUCAUUAGAUGAUAUUAAUCUGAUAAAUUCUGAUGAUGACUCUAUUCCACACUCCCAAGAUGACACUUUAAACCUAGACUAUGGUUCUGAUUCUUUCUGA